This is a messenger RNA of Daldinia vernicosa, 1084 nucleotides long. RefSeq names its product Alpha/Beta hydrolase protein. The coding region runs from base 131 to 1084 and encodes 317 amino acids. NCBI's taxonomy places the organism in Eukaryota, Fungi, Ascomycota, Sordariomycetes, Xylariales, Hypoxylaceae. The transcript has a single exon. The record is from RefSeq and is a predicted model, not a curated record. Gene Ontology annotation, molecular function: hydrolase activity.
CCUAGUUUGCAUUUACAGGGAAUAUGUCUGAUCGUAGUCCUUCUUGAGGCAUGGCUUGGUAUGAGAAGUUAUUCAGUAGCGUCCUAUUCAGCUAAACAACACAGAACGCAUUCGUCAUUCCAAUUGAAGUAUGGCCCAACGUUACGGUUUCUUUCAGUACCUUCGCCUCAAAUUCAUCGUCACACUUCUACGGGCAUGGGUCGCAUUCGGUUCAAAGGAAAAGCAGCAGCGCGAUAGAGACAUAGUUCCACCAGAGGUCCCUAAGGAAAAUAUUAGGAUUCCGUCUCGCGAGCGUGGGCGAUACAUCGCUGCACACCUCUAUCUUCCUGUGGGAUAUUCUGACUCUUUGCCGCCGUCAAAACCUUUACCGGUCCUCGUCAAUUGGCAUGGCAGCGGCUUCAUCUUCCCCUUGCUUGGAACCGACGCGCUGUUUUGCGCUCGUAUAGCCCGCGAUACAGGUGUUGCUGUUCUCGACACAGACUACCGUAAAGGUCCGGAAAACACCUUCCCCUACGCCUUACACGAUGCCGAAGACGUUCUUCAGUGGGUCUCGACGCAAGGCCAUCGCUUCGACCGGACGCGUGUCGCCGUGUCAGGCUUUAGUUCAGGUGGCAACAUCGCUGUCGUCGCCGCAACCGCUUUAAGGAAACAACUGGAAGACAUGAACAUCCAGAUCAUUUUAUCUUUCUACCCUCCAGUCGAUAUAGCCAAACCCCCGGAAGAGAAGAAGGUUCCUCACGCUAUCAACCGGCACCCGGUCUGGAUGUUGCACCUAUUUAACGACAGCUAUGCGCCAGACGUGAGCUCGAGGUCUGACCCUACCAUUUCUCCCGCCUUAGCUAACCUGGAAGAUUUCCCACCUACUGUUGCUCUCAUCACUGCUGAAGGGGACACUUUGAGGCCUGAAGUGAACGAUCUUGCAGAGCGACUAAUAACUGGUACCAAGAAGAAGGUCAUCAAUGUGAUCCUUGACGGCGUGCCUCAUGCUCUCGACAAAGGCUGUGAGGGAGGGACGAUAGAAUGGACCCAACGUGAGCGGUCUUAUGCGCUGGCUACAAACCUUCUGAAGGAGUCGCUCAAAUAA